Cervus elaphus (red deer) is the source of this 2236-nucleotide messenger RNA. RefSeq names its product LIM homeobox 5 (gene LHX5). Gene Ontology annotation, molecular function: DNA-binding transcription factor activity, RNA polymerase II-specific; RNA polymerase II transcription regulatory region sequence-specific DNA binding. Gene Ontology annotation, biological process: regulation of transcription by RNA polymerase II; neuron differentiation. The record is from RefSeq and is a predicted model, not a curated record. The coding region runs from base 550 to 1758 and encodes 402 amino acids. Gene Ontology annotation, cellular component: nucleus. NCBI's taxonomy places the organism in Eukaryota, Metazoa, Chordata, Mammalia, Artiodactyla, Cervidae. The transcript is spliced from 5 exons.
AACCAGGUACAAGCUAAUACUCAACAAUACUGAUGCCUUGUUUUUUUUGCUCUGUCCGGACCGCAAAGCUGUAGCCAAUUUAGAUAUGCUAUAAAUUUAAGAGGUUGCCAUGGCCACCGCGCGCCCAUUGGCCGCCGGGCCCCCUACGUGCCGCGCCACGUCACCAAAUCUGAAUAAGGAUGCGCGAAUUAGGCGGCGGCCAGACAAAGAUGAGGAUCGGGACCGCUUGAAAGUGGGGGAAAGUGCCGGCGCCUCCGCCACCGGGGAAAGCCGCUCGGCAGAGCCGAGGCCAGCAGCCACCCAAGAUAUACUGGGGCGCGCGGCCCGGGGCAUGAGGCUGUGAAAGCCACCAGUCCCCACCCCACCGCGGGCAGCCUAGCGCCAGGCCCAGCAUUCACCCGAGGACUUGACCGGCUGAGUCUUGGUUCGGACCGGACUCGCCCGGCGGCGGCCGAGAGGAGAAGCAGACAGCAGCGGCGGGGCCGGGGGCCCGAGGGCCGGGGGCCCGAAGGGAGGUCGAGGCGGCCCGAGCCGCCGGGGCGCGGGGCUAUGAUGGUGCACUGUGCCGGUUGCGAGCGGCCCAUCCUCGAUCGCUUUCUGCUGAACGUGCUGGACCGCGCGUGGCAUAUCAAAUGCGUUCAGUGCUGCGAGUGUAAAACCAACCUCUCGGAGAAGUGCUUCUCACGCGAGGGCAAGCUCUACUGCAAAAAUGACUUCUUCAGGCGCUUUGGCACCAAGUGUGCAGGCUGUGCGCAAGGCAUCUCGCCCAGCGACCUGGUACGCAAGGCCCGCAGCAAAGUCUUCCACCUCAACUGCUUCACCUGCAUGGUCUGCAACAAGCAGCUCUCCACGGGCGAGGAACUCUAUGUCAUCGACGAGAACAAGUUCGUGUGCAAGGACGACUACCUGAGCUCGUCCAGCCUCAAGGAGGGCAGCCUCAACUCGGUGUCGUCCUGUACGGACCGCAGCUUGUCCCCGGAUCUCCAGGAUCCACUCCAGGACGAUCCCAAGGAGACCGACAACUCGACGUCGUCGGACAAGGAGACGGCCAACAACGAGAACGAGGAGCAGAACUCGGGCACCAAGCGGCGUGGCCCGCGCACCACCAUCAAAGCCAAACAGCUGGAGACGCUGAAGGCCGCCUUCGCCGCCACGCCCAAGCCCACGCGCCACAUCCGCGAGCAGCUGGCGCAGGAGACCGGCCUCAACAUGCGCGUCAUCCAGGUGUGGUUCCAGAACCGAAGGUCCAAAGAACGCCGGAUGAAACAGCUGAGUGCCCUGGGCGCCCGGAGACACGCCUUCUUCCGGAGUCCGAGGCGCAUGCGUCCGCUGGGCGGUCGCUUGGACGAGUCGGAGAUGUUAGGGUCUACUCCGUAUACCUACUACGGAGACUACCAAGGAGACUACUACGCGCCAGGGGGCAACUAUGACUUCUUUGCGCACGGCCCGCCGUCGCAGGCUCAGUCCCCGGCCGACUCGAGCUUCCUGGCCGCCUCCGGGCCCGGCUCGACGCCGCUGGGCGCGCUGGAGCCGCCGAUCGCCGGCCCGCACGCCGCCGACAACCCCAGGUUCACCGACAUGAUCUCGCACCCGGACACGCCGAGCCCCGAGCCGGGCCUGCCGGGCUCUCUGCACCCUAUGCCGGGCGAGGUGUUCAGCGGCGGCCCCAGCCCCCCCUUCCCCAUGAGCGGCACCACCGGCUACAGCGGACCCCUGUCGCACCCCAACCCUGAGCUCAACGAGGCCGCCGUAUGGUAAGGCCACCGGGCCGGGCCGCCCCCCCCGCGCUUGGCCUUGGGGACCCGCCCGGCCGGCCCCCGCCCCCCCAACCUCACCCCGGACGCAGCCUCCCUAAACCAAAACGCCCGACGUGGACACGGCUCGCUCUCUCUCGAGUCCGAACUCAACCGGCAGCUGCUUCUCGGCUGGGCGCGAAGGAGGAGGACCGCCCCCCGCCCCCCAUCUCCUUCCUCCCACCGCGGCCUCCCCGGGAACCCCCUGCCAGCGUCUCCCGGCAGCCGCGAGCGAUUUCUUGGGACCAAAGUUAACACUCCGGAGGGUCAAGAGAUUUCAAGCACGCUCUAGGCUUCCCCCGACCUCUCCCCCAACCCACACACCACCUCUUUGGACCAAGAGAGGGCUGAAGCCAAGGGAUGGAGACGAUUUCUUUUUCCCCCCCUCCCUGGAACCCGACUGGCAUUUUGUAAUCGUAUUUCUCACUCUGCUUUCCCGUCUU